Messenger RNA from Capsicum annuum, 1921 nucleotides. RefSeq lists its product as uncharacterized. Gene Ontology annotation, molecular function: oxidoreductase activity, acting on the CH-CH group of donors. The transcript is spliced from 9 exons. Bases 683 to 1645 code for a protein of 320 amino acids. Lineage: Eukaryota; Viridiplantae; Streptophyta; Magnoliopsida; Solanales; Solanaceae. The record is from RefSeq and is a predicted model, not a curated record. Gene Ontology annotation, cellular component: membrane. Gene Ontology annotation, biological process: lipid metabolic process.
UUUACUGAAUUUUCCUUUUCUCAGUUCUUGAAAUUCAACCUUAUCCACAAGAAAAAAGGAUUUUUUUUUUUUUAAAUAAUUCAGCCGGAUAGACUUUCUGGUAUUGCUUUGUGUGUGUGUGUGUUUGGCUGAUGGGAGGUGUGUGAUGGUCUAUCCUUUUGUGAUUUAGCAAGUAAUAAGAGCUCUUUUAACAGGGAACUAUAAUGUUAGAGGAUCACCUUUAUUGUUUAUUGUAUUCUUUGUUUAAAUCACUGGAACAAUGAAGCACCAGUGUCUUUCUUGUAGAUGUCAAUUGAUUCUUUUAUAUGGUGCCAACUGUCCUUCUUCAAUGGUUAAUAGUGAGUUUAUUGGUUGAAUGGUCUCUCCAAGCUAAUACUUAACCUUUUGCUCUCUGUUUAGUCUAUUACAAUUGGUUGAUCAAUGCUUGAGACCGCAACUCAACAGUGUUAUACUCGAGUGGUGUCAGCGCACGACCAAUUAGGCCUAAAAUGAAAAAGAAAAGAUAUGUCAGUCGUGACCAUAUGGGCAAAGGGGUGUCACAAGUGGUGGCUGGAAUCAAAUAAAGUGGUGCCAUCCACGACUAGCUAGGCCUAAAAAGAAAAAGAAGAGAGAUGUCAGCAGCGACCAUAUGGGCAAAGGGGUGUCAGGAUUGGUAGCUUGAAUCAAAGAAGUGGUGUCAGCCAUGACCAACGGGAUUGUUGGUCCUCAAGCAGGGGGCAUUUUUAUGAACCAAUUGCCCCUCGUUGAUUGCAAAGAGUACUGGCAGUCUUUUGGGUUCGGUUCUCCUGUUCCAUCUAUAGCACAAACCGACAAAGAUGCUGCUAUAACUCUACACCAAAGAAGUACGAACUUCAUUGUACUCGCUAUUUUGACCUUGGUGCUAAAAGGUUCAUGGUACUUUCGACAGGUGGUUUUGUCGCUAUUUGUAGUGAUAUGGGGCCUUCGCUUGGGGCUAUUUUUAUUAAUGAGAAUAUUACAGUGGGGGGAGGACAGACGCUUUGAUGACAAACGUGACAAUCUUGGAAAACUGGCAAUAUUUUGGAUACUUCAGUCAAUCUGGGUAUGGACUGUUAGUUUACCAGUGACAGUUGUUAAUGCAAGUGAUAAGGGUCCUUCUGUUCAGGCUCAGGAUAUCAUUGGUUGGAUAAUGUGGAUUAUUGGGAUUUUGGUUGAGAUUACAGCUGACCAACAAAAGUUGGCAUUCAAAAACUCCCCGGAAAACAGAGGAAAGUGGUGCAGCGUUGGCCUUUGGAAAUAUUCACGUCAUCCAAACUAUUUUGGUGAGAUUUUACUUUGGUGGGGUUUUUUCCUGGCUUCGACACCGGUGCUAGAAGGUGCUGAAUGGCUUGUUAUGUUUGGACCUGUAUUCAUAACCUUGCUGCUCCUUUUUGUUAGUGGCAUACCCUUGCUCGAGGCAUCAGCAGACAAGAAGUUUGGAAAUGUUGCUGCAUAUAGAUCAUAUAAGAGAAAAACUAGUCCUCUUAUUCUGCUGCCUCCUGGGAUGUAUGGGAGUCUUCCUCAAUGGCUCAAAGGAAUACUCCUUUUUGAGUUUCCUUUAUACAGUCGCAAUCUUCCCCAAGAAGAGCUAAGCUGGAAUAGACGAAGCCAGCAAGGAAGCAGUGGAACGGACCCAAAGACAAGUUGACUGCUUAAUGUUUGGGAUUCCGUACUAGAGCAAAUAGUUAGCCAGCCGCUCGCUGCACAGACCUGCUCUGCUUGAUUAUUCCCACAUCCGCCUUUGGCUGCUCGAAGUCCUAUUUAACCUCUCACUUGCUAUGAAUUUCCGUUCAAUUAUGUAAUCCUUUUACUGAUUGGUUUGGCUGGUGUAUUCAACUUCUUUUGCUAUAUUCCCCAAUUGUAUCUUGAAUCAAAUCUGGGUUUCACAUAGUUGAGUAAACUUAUAGCUUCUUUGUCAUUGCAA